AUUUGAUUAAUUUAUGCUUCAUUGAUCAUCAUAGAUUUUGGAAUCCGAUUCUCUAAAACCCCCUUUUCAUUUCCUUCGAUUCUUUGCUUUCUAUUUUAUUUUUACGUAAUUAGAUCACCUCUGCUUCAAUUCUACGCUUUCUGCUGAAAAGGUUAGGGACAAUAUGGAAGGAACUCAAGGAAGUGUCUUUACCCCAGCUUUGGAAGGAAUUAAGCUGGUCAAGUCCGAGGAUGGAGAAAUGUUGACCAGGCCUUUCUUGGAUGCAUGCAAGCACAUUCUGCCUGUCAUAGACAAAUUUGGUGCUGCAAUGACACUUGUAAAAUCUGAUAUUGGUGGAAAUAUUACGAGAUUGGAAAACAAGUACAAAUCAGAUCCAGAAAAAUUUAAGUAUUUGUAUAGUAUGGUACAAGUGGAGGUUGAAAGUAAGACAGCUAAAGGAUCAUCCAGCUGUACCAACGGCCUGCUUUGGCUAACAAGAGCUAUGGAUUUCUUGGUGGAAUUAUUCCGCAAUUUGCUUGAGCACCCAGACUGGUCAAUGUCUCAAGCUUGUACCGACUCCUAUGGCAAGACCUUGAAGAAAUGGCAUGGGUGGCUUGCCAGUUCAAGCUUCUCUAUUGCAAUGAAGUUAGCUCCAGAUAGGAACAAGUUUAUGGAGGUGCUUGGGGGCGAUGCUGUCAAGUGCGACAUUGAGCAGUUUUUGACCACCUUCAAUCCCCUGCUUCAGCAAAACCACAAGUUUUUGGCUAGUGUGGGCUUGGAUGACAUGAAAGCUUCUUAAUGCACAAAGGAAGUUACAUUUGAGUUUUAAGUUAGAAUUGCACACUUUGAGGAUAUGCAGACCAGAUACUAAAAUUCCUUGUUUUCUGUCUAUCCUUUUAGGAGGACAUAAUACCGAGUACACUUGUUCUCAAAUAUACGAAUUACAAAGUAUUAGUUACAGAGCCUUAGUGCCUGUUUUUCUGACAAUGUAAUGUUACCCAUCAACAUUGUUAAUCCUGGUUUAAGUCAUUGCAUCUUGUCUUCUGAA
Messenger RNA from Chenopodium quinoa (quinoa), 1027 nucleotides. RefSeq names its product glycolipid transfer protein 1-like. Gene Ontology annotation, molecular function: ceramide 1-phosphate transfer activity; ceramide 1-phosphate binding. Lineage: Eukaryota; Viridiplantae; Streptophyta; Magnoliopsida; Caryophyllales; Amaranthaceae. The record is from RefSeq and is a predicted model, not a curated record. Gene Ontology annotation, cellular component: membrane; cytosol; cytoplasm. Gene Ontology annotation, biological process: ceramide transport; intermembrane lipid transfer.